Molecule: messenger RNA, 549 nt
Organism: Zingiber officinale
Lineage: Eukaryota; Viridiplantae; Streptophyta; Magnoliopsida; Zingiberales; Zingiberaceae
Product: dirigent protein 2-like
Exons: 1
Coding region: 1-549 (182 amino acids)
Source: RefSeq, a predicted model, not a curated record
AUGGCAUCAUCUGCUCCCUCCUCCUCCCUCCUCCUCCUCCUCCUCCUCCUCAUUGUGCUCUUGGCCGCCGCCGCCACUGCCUCCUCCCCCAACCGCAACGGCUACGUGCACCUGCGCUUCUACAACCACGAGAGGAUCCUCGGCUCCGGACCCAACGCAACCGUCGUCUACUCAGUCCACCGCACCAGCUCCUCCUCCGUCUCCGGAUUCGGCAACGUCUACGUCUACGACAACCUUCUCCGAGCCGGGGUCGAGACCGACUCGCCUAUUAUCGGUCGGAAUCAGGGCAUGGGAGUCGGGUCGAGCAUGGCUGAGAACUCUGGCCUCACCAACUUCCAGCUGGUUUUCACCGCCGGCGAGUACAACGGCAGCUCUCUCGCCCUGCAGGGACUGUUCCCGGUGGCCCCGCUGGGGACCUUGUUCGAACGGGCCAUCACCGGCGGCACCGGAAAAUUCCGGUUGGCCAGAGGCUACCUCCUGACCUCUGAAGUUCAUGCGACGAACACAACCCUCACCGGACAACUCGACGCUUACAUCAGCUUCCGUUGA